CGACGGUUGGUGAACAAAUGUUGUAUGAAAUAUUAGACCCUGGCGCAUAUAUUUUGCCUGAUGUAAUUUUGGAUUUAAGAAAUGUAAAGUUGAAGCAAGUUGACGAAAAUAAAGUUUUAGUUACUGGAGCAAAAGGUAGAGCGCCAACAAAGUACUUGAAAGUUUCGGGAAUUUAUUUAGAUGGGUAUAAAAUGACUGGACAAUUAGUUAUUGGUGGCAUUGAUGCUUGGAGAAAGGCAGCAGCUGUCGCACACGCCAUCCUUACGAAGACGCGCGUACUGUUUACUAAACUUGGAUUGAGUCAAUAUCGAAAUGUUAACGUCGAAGUAUUGGGAGCUGAACAUACUUAUGGUUCAUCACGACGAUUUAAACGCCUUAAAGUAUUUUGGGAUGGAACUUGCUCCUCUACUAGCAUGGCACCAGGAAUUACUGGAAGCGGAGCUGGACGUCCGCAUCCUUCACCGUGUCUUGUACACUUUGCAUGUCUGAUAUCAAAGGAUUUAGUUCCAUCGUUUAUUACUGUUGGAAAUAAAUUAGCACAAACUGUAAUUUUUGAUGGUCCUACUCAUAAUGGCAAUACAAUACCACCACCGUUACCAGAAUUUUCAAAUAAAGUGUAUGACGAAAUUAGCAGUGGUGCUAUGAUUAAAGUACCUUUAAUAAAAUUGGCAUGGGGAAGAAGUGGAGAUAAGGGUGAUGUUUGUAAUAUUGGAAUAUUGGCACGUGAAUCCAAAUACUAUCCAUUUUUGAAAAUUUCAUUGACUGAAGAGGCCGUCAAAGAUUAUAUGAUCCAUUUGUGUAAAGGAGUAGUUAAGAGGUAUAAAUUACCUGGUUGUAAUGGGUUGAAUUUUGUGUUAACUAGAUGUCUAGAUGGGGGAGGAUUAAGCUCUCUGAAUGUUGAUAAGCAAGGAAAAACUUAUGCUCAAAUGUUAUUAAGUUUUAAAGUUGAUGUACCAUCAAGUUUUUUCGCUAAAUUAUAG
Messenger RNA from Scutellospora calospora, 980 nucleotides. The record is from the annotation of a GenBank genome assembly. Lineage: Eukaryota; Fungi; Glomeromycota; Glomeromycetes; Diversisporales; Gigasporaceae.